Messenger RNA from Lolium perenne, 1369 nucleotides. Its product is annotated as putative lipid phosphate phosphatase 3, chloroplastic. The record is from RefSeq and is a predicted model, not a curated record. Gene Ontology annotation, biological process: phospholipid dephosphorylation; phospholipid metabolic process. Gene Ontology annotation, molecular function: phosphatidate phosphatase activity. NCBI's taxonomy places the organism in Eukaryota, Viridiplantae, Streptophyta, Magnoliopsida, Poales, Poaceae. Gene Ontology annotation, cellular component: membrane.
AAAAUGGGGGAGAAGAGCGGCGGUGGUUUCUGGUGUGUUCCGGCGUGUCCGCUCCGCAUGCGCACCAGCUCAGAACCGCUCUCCGCAGCCAACCGGGGCUCAAUCCGCACGCGCACUCACCCUGCCGCCUUUCCCCCGAUCUCUCCUCUUCGGUGAACCAGUGUGGAUUGCUCCGUCGUCCCUCCUCCCCUAUCCUCUCCAGGGUUUCCCAGGAUAGGAUGCAGGAGGUUAAGCACACGGUUCAGACGCACGGGGCUAGACUGGCCAGAAAGCACACCUAUGACUGGGUCGUUCUCGUUCUCCUAGCCGCGGUUGUGCUCGUGUUGCACUACGCUCCUUCAUUUACCCGGUUUGUCGGCAAGGAUAUGAUGGCGGACAUUAGUUACCCAGUGAAACAGAGUACUGUGCCAGCAUGGAGUGUUCCUAUAAUCUCUAUAGUCUGUCCCGUGGCUGUCUUCAUAUCACUGUACAUUGCUAGAAGAGAUGUCUAUGAUCUUCACCAUGCGACCCUAGGUGUUGCUUUUGCUGUGCUGAUCACUGCCGCUUUCACUGAUGUGAUAAAGAAUGCAGUAGGGAGACCUAGGCCCGACUUCUUUUGGCGGUGUUUUCCUGAUGGAAGGCAGCUAUAUGAUCAAGUGACAGGUGCUGUGAUUUGCCAUGGCGAGAAAAGUUUCUUAACCGAUGGGCGCAGGAGUUUUCCUAGUGGACACGCGUCGUGGUCUUUUGCUGGACUUGGAUUUUUGUCACUGUACUUAUCUGGCAAAAUUAAGGCGUUUGAUCGCAAAGGCCACCUGGCAAAACUUUGCAUCGUGAUUCUUCCUCUUCUUCUCGCUUCUCUUGUUGGAAUUUCUAGAGUAGACAACUACCGACACCACUGGGAGGAUGUGUUUGUUGGCGGCCUGAUUGGGUAUAUCAUGGCAGUGCUGUGCUAUUUGCACUUCUUUCCUCCUCCGUAUCACCAUCAAGGUUGGGCCCCAUAUGCAUACUUCCACAUGCUGGAGGAGCUUGAUGCUGGCAAUUCAAACAAUGCCCAGAACCAACAGUCUGCAGGUGAGCAUCAUCAUAUCGGAUUAGCCGGCCAGCACCAUAAUGGGAGAUCGAGAAAUGAUUUGGAAUCUGGAAGCGUGUAACUCACCCUUGCAUGCAAGGUGCAACCGAAUAGCGUACCUUGUACAGUAAUCAUGACUUCAAACUUUUUUUAUCUGUGCACUCGGCAAGUAUUAGAAGUUUAGAACUAGACCAUGUGAUGUUUUCUCCUUAUGUUUGUGACCGUCCAUCUCUUGUACAAAAAUCGCAUACUCUGUAUAUUCUGACCUAGUAUGUUGUUCUAGGACCAUCUGAUGUGGCUAAAUUAUGUGUUUAUGUCUUA